AUGUCAUCAGCUAAGAUAUUGAAACAUUCGGCGAUUGACUGGAACAACUCUGAAGAUUGCGAGCAACGACAGCUAGAGGACUGCACUCAGUUUCGUUUCCAACACUCCGCGGUUGGAUUCGUCACAUGUAGAGAACUCGAUUUUGGUGCGAAUGGUGACGACUUGACUGGUGCAAUUUCAGUUGAGGUGCCAGUGGAGGCGGCCGAAGUGGCUGAUCGCGCCGAUGAGUUUGUUGCAAUGGUUUCAGCAAUCUUGUCGCUCCUGUAG
Molecule: messenger RNA, 267 nt
Organism: Angiostrongylus costaricensis
Lineage: Eukaryota; Metazoa; Nematoda; Chromadorea; Rhabditida; Metastrongylidae
Source: the annotation of a GenBank genome assembly